Molecule: messenger RNA, 596 nt
Organism: Sphaeramia orbicularis (orbiculate cardinalfish)
Lineage: Eukaryota; Metazoa; Chordata; Actinopteri; Kurtiformes; Apogonidae
Product: glucagon-1-like
Exons: 6
Coding region: 57-596 (179 amino acids)
Biological process (GO): response to starvation
Cellular component (GO): extracellular region
Molecular function (GO): glucagon receptor binding; hormone activity
Source: RefSeq, a predicted model, not a curated record
AGGGACAAGCAGGGGAUCUAAUCUAACAGCAGCUCCACUAGGAAAAGGUCGCAACAAUGAAAUCCAUCCAUUCGCUGACUGGUCUCCUUCUGGUCAUCUGCUUUCUCCAGAACAGCUGGCAGGUUCCUCUGCAAGAGGCCGACAACAGCUCCAGUUUUGAGGCUGAGGGAACAUUACUGGACGAGCUGAGGGACCUGUCGAACAUGAAGAGACACUCAGAGGGAACCUUCUCCAACGACUACAGCAAAUAUCUGGAGGAGAGGAAGGCGCAGGAUUUCGUGCGGUGGCUGAUGAACAACAAGAGGAGUGGUGUUCCAGAGAAACGCCACGCUGAUGGAACCUUCACCAGCGACGUGAGCUCCUACCUCAAGGAGCAGGCAGUCAAAGACUUUGUGGCCAGGCUCAAGUCUGGGCAAGUCCGAAGAGCAUCUGAAAUGGACAGGACGGGUGAGUCGUUCAGCAGGAGGCAUGUAGAUGGGAGCUUCACCAGUGAUGUGAACAAAGUCCUGGACUCCAUGGCUGCCAAGGAAUAUUUACUCUGGGUCAUGACCUCGAAACCUUCAGAGGAAAGUAAGAAAAGACAAGUGGACCAAUGA